UGAGCCUGUGAACGUUUUCCUUCUUUCUCCACACGCGUGCUCGUCGCAUCCCUCCCUCCGCCUCUCCCCUUUCUUCCCCGGUUCCCCCCACACCCAUCACCUCCUUCCUACUCCCCCAAAACCCUAAACCCCACUCCCACCCUCCGCAGCGAGCAGCUCGUCGGCGUCGCGUCCCUCGCCAGAUUUGUGCAUGCCUGGCCUCUAUAUUGUGAAUUGAGAAGCAAUCAAGUAUGGCUUCAAGGGCAAUCAUUAGGAGAAGGAAGUAUCUCUCGGAUCAUGUUAACACACCCAUCCUCUCAUCUUCCCCCUUCUCUACCUUCCAACGUGGAAGAUCUGGUUUGGAGGUUGAGCCAAGAACAGCACAGAAGCCUCUAGAGCAAAGCUCUGGGGACUCCAAAUGUGAGAAGGAGCAAUACAGUGUGAAUUUGGUCAAGAAGGAUCUGCUAGGUCUUGGUAAUGGGUUUCUGCGAAGUCCAGCUCACGUGAUUCCUCUUUCUCAUCGUGGAAUUGGAAGGAAUGAGUUUGGGCUGCCUUUGGGAGCUAGAUCUUUGUUGCAGUCAGUCCGCACAGCAUCAACUGCAACUGCAGGGCAACCUAAGAUGGAUACGGAUGAUGAACAGAGUGAAGACCAGAAGCAGAUUAAAAAGAAAAAGGAGGCAUCCCCAGAAGAAUGUGAUCAGGCUGUGGAAGGCCUAAGCACUGCAAAAGCUAAAGCCAAAGCUAAGCAGGUACAAGAAUCUCUGAAGGCUGGCCAGUCAGUUAUGCAGAAAUUCUGGGCAAGAAUUCUUGGUAUUGGUCCUGCUCUCCGAGCUGUUGCUUCAAUGAGCAGGGCUGAUUGGGCUGCGAAGCUUAAACAUUGGAAGGAUGAAUUCAUUUCAACACUGCAGCAUUACUGGUUAGGGACAAAGCUACUCUGGGCAGAUGCUAAGAUCUCAUCAAGAUUGCUGGUGAAGCUUGCUGGUGGGAAGAGUCUUUCAAGAAGAGAGAGAAAACAGCUAACACGAACGACAGCUGAUAUCUUCAGACUGGUACCAUUUGCUGUGUUCAUCAUUGUUCCAUUCAUGGAGUUCUUACUGCCGGUGUUCCUCAAGUUGUUUCCAAACAUGCUGCCGUCAACUUUCCAGGACAAAAUGAAAGAACAGGAAGCGUUAAAAAGGAAACUGAAAGCAAGGAUGGAGUAUGCAAAAUUUUUGCAAGAUACCGCAAAAGAAAUGGCAAAGGAAGUGCAAACAUCGCGUAGUGGAGAAACAAAACAGACAGCUGAAGAUCUGGACGAGUUUUUGAACAAGGUUAGGAGAGGUGAACGCGUCUCUAAUGAUGAAAUCUUGAAUUUCGCGAAGCUGUUCAACGAUGAACUUACUCUGGAUAACAUGAGCAGACCACGCUUGGUAAAUAUGUGCAAAUAUAUGGGUAUCCAGCCAUUUGGUACAGACCACUACUUGAGAUUCAUGCUUCGCAAACAACUGCGAGACAUUAAGAAUGAUGAUAAGAUGAUUCAAGCUGAGGGAGUUGAAUCUCUUUCUGAAGAAGAGCUUCGGCAAGCCUGCCGGGAACGUGGUCACCUAGGCCUGCUGUCAACUGAAGAGAUGCGCCAACAGCUCCAAGACUGGUUGGACCUCUCACUUAACCAUGCUGUGCCAUCUUCACUUCUCAUACUUUCAAGAGCUUUUACUGUGUCUGGGAGAAUGAAGCCUGAGGAGGCUGUUGUUGCAACGCUAUCUUCUCUACCAGAUGAAGUUGUGGAUACAGUUGGGACAGUAUUGCCAUCUGAGGAUUCAGUUUCUGAGAGGAGAAGAAAACUGGAAUUCCUUGAGAUGCAGGAAGAGCUUAUCAAGGAGGAAGAGAAGAAGAAAGAGAAGGAAGAAAAGGCAAAGCAAAAGAAAGAAGAGGAGGAAAAGCUGAAAGAACCGGAGGCUGCUGAAGAGGAUGUCGCGUUGAAGGAAAUGAUUGAUGCUACUGCUAGGGAAGAAGAACUGAGAAAAGCAAAAGAACAUGACAAGGAAAAGCUCUGCAAUAUCAGCCGUGCAUUGGCUGUGCUUGCAUCUGCCUCUUCUGUUAGCAAGGAGCGUCAGGAGUUCCUGAGCCUUGUCAACAAGGAGAUAGAGCUAUAUAACUCCAUGCUCGAAAAAGAGGGUACUGAAGGCGAAGAAGAAGCUAAGAAAGCAUAUUUUGCUGCUAGGGAAGAGACAGACCAUGAUGCUGAGGUCGCUGCAGAAGAAAAAGUCUCGUCAGCGCUGAUUGAGAAGGUUGAUGCUAUGCUUCAAGAAUUAGAAAAGGAGAUUGAUGAUGUGGAUGCACAGAUUGGAAAUCGCUGGCAACUGCUUGAUAGGGACCAUGAUGGCAAGGUUACUCCUGAGGAGGUGGCGGCCGCGGCAGCCUAUCUCAAGGACACCAUCGGGAAGGAAGGCGUGCAAGAGCUCAUCAGCAACCUUUCAAAAGACAAAGAAGGAAAGAUCCUCGUGGAAGAUAUUGUGAGGCUAGCAUCGCAUACAGAGGAACACAACGACGAGGAAGAAGAAGCGCGGCAGUAGCUGGAAAUAACCCGCGUAUUUAGGAUAGGUGGCAUUUUAUUUCAGGCAGAAGACUACAAACAUCUCGGCAUAUAAUGGCAGCGCCUUAUUGAUCGAAAGGCAAUACAGCCGGUUUUUUGUGCCCGAUAGAAUGGCUCGUGAUACGUAAGGAAAACUCGCUGUAAAGAUGGUGAGCGGUGACAUGCAUAUAAGCUAGACGCAGAGCUGUGGCCCGGCAGGUCGUUGGCAACCGAAGUUUUGGAUGGUUGCUGUGGAAGUGGAAAUACAGUUCGGUUGGUCUUAAGCUACCCUCCAUGCUGAAGAUAUUGAGUCUAUCUCGAGUUCUAAAAUAGCUCCCGAUCGGUGUCUUUGGUUUAA
Molecule: messenger RNA, 2888 nt
Organism: Panicum hallii
Lineage: Eukaryota; Viridiplantae; Streptophyta; Magnoliopsida; Poales; Poaceae
Product: mitochondrial proton/calcium exchanger protein-like
Exons: 15
Coding region: 231-2531 (766 amino acids)
Biological process (GO): intracellular monoatomic cation homeostasis
Cellular component (GO): mitochondrial inner membrane
Molecular function (GO): calcium ion binding; ribosome binding
Source: RefSeq, a predicted model, not a curated record